Molecule: messenger RNA, 2817 nt
Organism: Terrapene triunguis (Three-toed box turtle)
Lineage: Eukaryota; Metazoa; Chordata; Testudines; Emydidae
Product: haloacid dehalogenase-like hydrolase domain-containing 5
Exons: 8
Coding region: 1-1365 (454 amino acids)
Biological process (GO): glycerophospholipid biosynthetic process
Cellular component (GO): mitochondrion
Source: RefSeq, a predicted model, not a curated record
AUGCGUCGGGUGCUGCCGCCGCUCCGCCGCUGGCUCGGGGGGCGGCCGGCCGGGCCCACAGGACUCCGCGGGCUCUGCAGCGCCGUCGCCGGCCUCGCCGCGCCGCCCCCCAGGGAGAGCGGAGGCGGCACCAAGCCCAACAUACCUACCUUUGGCUUCCUCUUCGACAUUGACGGGGUACUGGUACGAGGAAAGACUCCAAUUCCUGCUGCAAAAAAAGCCUUUCAAAAGCUAGUUAAUUCUCAGGGACAAUUCUUGGUGCCUGUAGUAUUUGUCACCAAUGCAGGAAACUGCCUUCGCCAGAAGAAAGCUGAUCAGUUGUCUCAUAUUUUGGGAGUGCCGAUUUCACAAGACCAAGUUGUGAUGUCUCAUAGUCCUUUACGGAUGUUCAAACGUUACCAUGACAAAUGCGUUCUGGUGUCGGGGCAAGGACCACUUCUUGAUAUUGCCAAAUAUCUGGGUUUUUGUCAGCCUAUUACCAUUGAUAUACUGCGUGAGACAUACCCUUUACUGGAUAUGGUUGACCAUGACAGACGGCCUAAAGUUUUGCAUUUGCCAGCUGUGGAACUUCCCAAAAUUGAGGCUGUUGUUUUGUUUGGCGAACCAGUCAGAUGGGAGACUAAUCUUCAACUGAUAAUAGAUGUUCUGCUGACAGCUGGCUGUCCUGGAAAGCCACAUCAUCAAGCCAGUUACCCACAUAUACCCGUGCUUGCUUGUAAUAUGGAUCUGAUGUGGAUGGCUGAAGCACAGUCUCCAAGAUUUGGGCAUGGAACAUUCAUGGUUUGUUUGGAAAAUAUUUACAAGAAGAUCACUGGCAAAGAACUGAAAUAUGAGGCCUUGAUGGGCAAACCCAGUGAACUGACCUAUCACUAUGCAGAGUACCUGAUUAGGAUGCAGGCAGCACAAAGACACUGGAAGAAGCCUAUUCAAACUCUUUAUGCCAUUGGGGACAACCUAAUGACUGAUAUCUAUGGUGCUAACCUUUAUAAUCGCUACCUUGAAGAGAAGAAUUCCAGAAAAGGUUCCAAAGGGCGUAUCCAGGCCAAAGUUGCUGCUGGGACCAGAUCUGCCACUAUUUCUCAGGAUGAUGAAAUAGACCACACUUGGCAAAAUGAACUAGCACCUGCUACUGCCACCAAUUGUAGGUCUGUUCUUGUUUGUACUGGGGUUUACAAUCCUCACACAGAGGUGCCCUCUGACACCAGAGAGAGUAUAACUGAGACUGUGUUCCAUGGUCACAGAGAUUUUAGAUUUGAUCCUGCUUUGGUAGAGCCAGACCAUAUUGUACCAGAUGUUGAUGCUGCUGUAGAUCUGAUCUACCAACUGGAGAAUUUUGCACCUAAUCAAGAUACUAGAACUUUUUAAGGAUUACCUAGUGUUCUUCAUCCAAAAGCACAUCAGGGUUUACAGCACAGUACAAAAUGUUGCUUUCUAACACGUUUAACCCUUUAACCUCAAUAUUUUAAAAUGCUUUCCUGAACUGGCCUCUCCUACGUAGCACACCAGAACUGGCCUUGUUUGUCAUAAUUACCUCCUGACAGUAAUGUUAUGAGGAAAGUAGAAUUUCCAUAUAUUUUAAAAUUUAUUAAUCACGUGUCUGACAUUUCUUCUGUCAAUUGUAUUUAACUGCAAACAAUGCAGUUGGUACCAGAGAGGUGCAACAGUGCAAACAAUGCAUAGUUUUUUACUUGAAACUUCAAACCAGUGUCGUUUCUAACCUGCCUUAGGUUUAAUAUGCAGCUGAGUUUGUCAUGUGUCUAAGUAUCAUAUGUUUGUUUUAACAGGUCACUAUUCCCAUGGCUGUUUGUUUUAAACAGAGAUUUAAUUUAUUUAGUCUGUUACCAUUUUUAUAAAACACUUCAACUGUUUUAACACAGAGAUUGUCUUCUGAAAUAUUAUUUAUAGCUUGCUCCGUUUAUAACACUGUAGGUCUACUUGCAAAGCAUGCUUUGCACGUCAUAUGUUGCAUGAGCAAAAAUAGCCAAAUUAACUAGCAAUUGUUGGACCAACAACAUAGAAACAUCAGUUAUUUGCAGGAUAUGCAAGUUCUCUUGCAACUUCAUACAUGGAAUCUUCUCUGGACUGGAAAAUUUUUUAUAGAUGAAAAUCCCAGGAUCUGCAACUAACUGUGUUUUUGUUUUGUUUUUUUAUACGGGUGAGACAUUAGAUCUGCUCUCUUUAGAUAGGAACCUGACAAUGUUCAGUGAAAAGACCUUCUGGCCAACUUUUCUUUUCACAUCUUCAUUUAAAUUAGCAGCAUGAAAUCGAGAAAGCUGUAAAGUCAUUGAGUGGUGGGGAGAGAAGAUUGAUGAUGUCAAAUCUUUUCAAGCAGUGUUUUUAUUACUCUUUGCAGACUUUUUGAGUCCGUUCUCUACCAUCAUCACUGCUGAUUCAGUGACUCCUAAUGUUGCCAUAAACAGACUCUAACAAAUAUUAACAGAAUCUAAUCUUCUAGAUUUAAUUACUUUGAUAUGAGUCGAGUGGGUUUCCUGCUCCUUCACUGAAAAAAGUACAACAGCAAUAAUGUGUACUUGUGGCUUGCCUUUACUGGUUCUUUCUGUUGUGACCAACCACAUGUGCCUCUUUCCUUAUCAGUAUGCUGUGCCAUCUAAGUGUACCAAACACUUAUAUGUUAGGGAAUUUUGAAAUGCCAGGAUUAUACUAUAGCUCUGCCACAUUUUAGUACUGAAGAGUGUUGCAGAAUUCUUUAACUCCUAAUGCAGGAAAGUGGCCUCAACAUACAUCAUGGAGAAAAGUGUGGAGGUUGAUGAAGGACAACAGAAAACGGUCUAGCUAAUGUUUGUUUUCGUGUGUGUG